Molecule: messenger RNA, 1575 nt
Organism: Saccharomyces kudriavzevii IFO 1802
Lineage: Eukaryota; Fungi; Ascomycota; Saccharomycetes; Saccharomycetales; Saccharomycetaceae
Gene: IMD4
Product: IMP dehydrogenase IMD4
Exons: 2
Coding region: 1-1575 (524 amino acids)
Biological process (GO): GTP biosynthetic process
Cellular component (GO): cytoplasm
Molecular function (GO): IMP dehydrogenase activity
Source: RefSeq, a predicted model, not a curated record
AUGACUGCUGCUUUAUUGGAUCACAAAAAGGCUUUAGAACAUUUAAAGACUUACAGUUCCAAAGAUGGUCUUUCUGUCCAGGAAUUGAUGGAUUCCUCGAUUAGAGGUGGUCUAACCUACAAUGAUUUCCUAGUUUUACCAGGUUUGGUAGACUUCCCAUCUUCUGCUGUCAGUUUACAAACCAAAUUGACCAAGAAGAUCACUUUGAACACCCCAUUUGUCUCUUCUCCCAUGGACACAGUCACUGAAGCAGAUAUGGCUAUCUAUAUGGCUUUGUUGGGUGGUAUAGGUUUCAUUCAUCACAACUGUACUCCAAAGGAACAGGCUUCCAUGGUUAAGAAAGUUAAGAUGUUUGAAAACGGUUUCAUCAAUUCUCCAAUUGUCAUUUCACCAACUACCACUGUUGGUGAGGUUAAAGCCAUGAAGAGAAAGUUCGGUUUCUCUGGUUUUCCAGUUACUGAAAAUGGUAAAUGUCCAGGUAAAUUAAUUGGGUUGGUCACAUCCCGUGAUAUUCAAUUUUUGGAAGAUGAAACAUUAACCGUUUCCGAAGUUAUGACCAAAAACCCAGUUACUGGUAUCAAAGGUAUUACUUUGAAAGAAGGUAAUGAAAUUCUAAAACAAACUAAAACGGGCAAAUUGCUAAUCGUUGACGAAGAGGGCAACUUGGUUUCCAUGUUGUCAAGAGCAGAUUUGAUGAAGAAUCAAAAUUACCCGCUGGCCUCCAAGAGUGCAACCACAAAGCAACUGCUAUGUGGUGCUGCCAUUGGUACUAUCGAUGCUGAUAAGGAAAGACUAAGUUUACUAGUUGAGGCUGGUUUGGAUGUCGUUAUCUUGGACUCAUCUCAAGGUAACUCUGUGUUCCAAUUGAACAUGAUCAGAUGGAUUAAAGAAACCUACCCAGGUUUGGAAAUCAUUGCUGGUAAUGUUGCCGACAGAGAACAAGCUGCUAACUUGAUUGCUGCUGGUGCCGAUGGUUUGAGAAUUGGUAUGGGUUCUGGUUCCAUUUGUAUAACUCAAGAAGUUAUGGCCUGCGGUAGACCACAAGGUACUGCUGUUUACAACGUUUGUGAAUUUGCAAACCAAUUCGGCGUUCCAUGUAUGGCUGAUGGUGGUGUUCAAAACAUAGGUCACAUCACCAAGGCUUUGGCUCUUGGUUCCUCCACCGUUAUGAUGGGUGGUAUGUUAGCUGGUACUACCGAAUCACCAGGAGAAUACUUCUUCAAAGAUGGUAAACGAUUGAAGGUUUACCGUGGUAUGGGGUCUAUCGAUGCUAUGCAAAAGACCGGUAACAAGGGUAAUGCCUCCACCUCUCGUUAUUUCUCUGAAUCUGACAGUGUCUUGGUUGCACAAGGUGUUUCUGGUGCUGUUAUUGAUAAGGGAUCCGUCAAGAAGUUUGUUCCAUACUUGUACAAUGGUUUGCAACAUUCUUGUCAGGAUAUUGGUUACGGUUCAUUGGACCUGUUAAAAGAGAACGUCCAAAAGGGUGAAGUCAGAUUUGAAUUUAGAACCGCUUCUGCUCAAUUAGAAGGUGGCGUUCAUAACUUGCACUCAUAUGAAAAACGUUUACACAAUUGA